This is a messenger RNA of Cololabis saira (Pacific saury), 5514 nucleotides long. It is a transcript of the gene mrtfba, whose product is annotated as myocardin related transcription factor Ba. The record is from RefSeq and is a predicted model, not a curated record. The transcript is spliced from 16 exons. Gene Ontology annotation, biological process: smooth muscle cell differentiation. NCBI's taxonomy places the organism in Eukaryota, Metazoa, Chordata, Actinopteri, Beloniformes, Belonidae. The coding region runs from base 238 to 3417 and encodes 1059 amino acids.
CCAUUUUACUCCGCGAAAUAAACUUCAACCUCAAUGCCAGACUGGGGGGGGGGAAAUAAACAAAACUAAGUACUCAACAUUACUGAGUUUGCAUUAAUGGAUAUUUCCGUGUGAGCCCCAGCUCGAAUGGAUUCUGGCUUCGCCUCGUCACAGUUCGGGAUUACGGAGACAUAACAUAAAGGGACGGUGACUCAUACUUUACUUGUUUCCCAUCCCAAACCCCCGUCCGGACACGGGAUGGAGCCCCAGGCUUCCCAGGGGCAGCUUGGAGUAGAGGGGGUUUGUGGGAUGUCAAAUCUACUGGUCCCCAGUCCCCAGAGCGAGGCAGUGACCCAUGAAAUGGAGGAACUGUCCCUGCAGCCCACGCUGAAUCUGCCUCCACUUAGCGAACGCAAAAAUGUGCUGCAGUUGAGGCUUCAGCAAAGGCGGACCCGGGAGCAGCUGGUGGAUCAGGGCAUCAUGCCACCUCUGAAGAGUCCUGCAGCUUUCCAUGGGCAGAUUCGUAGCUUGGAAAGAGCCAGGACGGAGAAUUUCCUAAAGCACAAGAUCCGCAGUCGUCCAGAGAGAGCAGAGCUGGUCAGGAUGCACAUCCUGCAAGAGACUGGAGCAGAGCCGUCACUGCAGGCCACUCAGAUGAGGCUGAAGAGGGCCCGGCUGGCCGACAACCUCAACGAGAAGAUCGCCCAGAGGCCAGGCCCCAUGGAGCUGGUGGAGAAAAACAUCUUGCCUGUGGACUCCAGCGUUAAAGAGGCCAUCAUAGUGGGCCAAGUGAAUUAUGCCAAGGUUCUGGACGAAGACAGCAAUGAUGCCCUGUCGCCAGAGCAACCAGCCAGCCAGGAGUCUCAGAGCUCUGCCCCGUCACCGGGGGACAGCAAAGUGCCUCAAACACCGUCUCCAGGCCCAGCGCCGACACCACUACCUAACAUCAUGCUGCAGGCCUUCCCAACAACAGUAGCUAUAUCCACCAAAGAGAAGCCUGCCAGUCACCAAGCUGCCCCUCCUGCUCAGCCGGCCACUACAGUCGCUCCCCCAAAACCAGGCCCGACUCUUGUGAAACAGAGCCAGCAGAAAACUCCCUCAGAGAAGAGUCGCAGCAAAAAAGGCAAGGAGCCAAAGCCAAGGGUGAAAAAGCUCAAGUAUCACCAGUAUGUUCCUCCGGACCAGAAACAGGAGGCCAGCGAAGAGCCCAUGGACUCCUCGUACGCUCGGCUGCUGCAGCAGCAGCAACUGUUUCUGCAGCUGCAGAUCCUCAGUCAGCAGCAGCAGCAGCACUACAACUACCAGACUAUAUUACCAGCACCACUCAAAUCCGUGGCAGAGGGUCAGAGCAACGGUGCCAGCACUUUGCCAACCUCCAUCAUGGUGUCUUUGCCCUCUGCACCUGCACCGCCCCCUCUGCCUUCGGCGUCAGCUCGAACAAACAACUCCAACCGCAAGCCAGGAGUCUUGCCGGCCAACCUGGAGGAGAUGAAGGUGGCUGAGCUAAAACUUGAGCUAAAGCUACGUGGCCUGCCUGUGUCAGGCACGAAGACAGAUCUUAUAGAAAGACUGAAGCCUUUCCACGAUCAUUCCAGCACUGCUCCUUCCACCAUUCCUGCUCCUGGCACGAACAGCCUCUCAUCCAUCCCCAUGGAGGUCACAGCAACAUCUGCUAUAGUCCUUCCUGUCCAGCAGGUGGCGCCAGAGAGCAUGGGUUCCACCCCACCGGUCUCGCCUUCUCCUGCUGAUCCGUCUUCCCUCCAGCAGGAUGUAGGCAUGUCUGAGGCUCCGUCUGAACUGCAGACAGGACCACUGUAUUCCCCCUUCCUGUCUGUGCGAGUCCCAGAGGAAAAGGACAGAAGGCUCCAUGAGAAGGAGCGACAGAUAGAAGAGCUGAUGAAGAAGCUGGAGCACGAACAGAAGCUGGUGGAGGAGUUGAAGUUCCAGUUAGAGGUGGAGAAGCGAGGUCAGGUUGGCUGCACGGCUGAUUCUACCUCUGUAUCUCCCACACUCACCUCACUCACCUCUGUACCAGCCGUCACUGUUCCUGCCGUCCUCAACUCAAAUUUAAUGAAAAUGGAGCGUCCCAUCCUGUCAAACUCCCAGGCUCUCACAGCCUCACUGCCAACGGUGGUGAAGAUGGAGGAUGUGACGGUUUCUCCUGGCAGGCCGCUGCAGCUCCAGCAGAGCCAAACACAGCUCAUUACCCAGAUCCAGCCCCAAGUAAACGCCAGCCCACAGCUGCGCCCCCAGCCCCAGAACAGCCCCCAACUCCAGGCCCAGCCGCAGUCCCAGCCUGCAGCCCCCGGCCUGCAGCAGUUCUUCAUCAGCCACUCUGGCGGCCUCUCCCAAGUGCUGGCUCAACCCCAGACUCUGCUGACCACCACCGGCCAAACUGGAACCCAGAUACUCCUCCCAGUCUCCCUGCCCAACAACGCCACUGCAAUCCAGCUGCCAAGCACCACCGUCAGCCUCCAGCCUGUUCUCCAGGCCACAGUCUCAAAUCCGGGUCAGGUCCAGACCUCGGUACCUCAGCUGCAGACCAAUAAGGUGAAGAUGGCUCCCAGCCAGCAGCCACUGCUACAAACUUUGACUGUGUGCAAUAAAACUACUGGUUUGGAAAACCAGCCUAGACCUGGGUUGAAUCCACAGUGUUUCCUGAGAAACUCCCCAGUGUCUCCUCAGGCUUCUCCUAACCACCAGAUGUCCAACGGACCCUUCAACAAGUCUCCCUCCCCACAGCCUGCUUUCAUCCUGCAGCCCGCCUCCCUCAUCGCUCAGCCUCCCAAGGCAAAGGAGCCUCCCCGCUAUGAGGAUGCCGUGAAACAGAGCCGCAACCUGCACAUCAACAAUGUUUCUUCACAGGUUUCCACGGCAACAAGCCAGCACAUGGAUGACUUGUUCGACAUCCUCAUAGAGAGUGGAGAAAUCACUCCAUUCAUCCAGCAGGAGCCCCCAGGCUCUCUGACCAAGACCCUCCCUGUCACAGCCAGCAUCACCACCCUCCCCAUCAACACGGUGCUGUCCAGGCCGCCCCCGCAGGUCCAGGUGGCCCCUCCCCCGGCCCUGAACAUCACUAACCCCUAUCUGCCCAGUCUCUCCUCCUUGGCCACAGACAAUCAGCUGGAGGCCUUCCUGGAGAGGACUCUGGCCGACACCCCCGCGGCGUCAGACCCUCGCACUCAGGGUCUGAUGGAGGAGCUGCAGGCCCAGCUGAUGGACCAGCAACCCUACUCCCCAAUGGACACGUCAGAUUUGUCCUUCUGUGAUUCCUCCUCACCCUCUUCCUCGCUCCACAUGGGCCUGACGGACCCCGGCCUGGACAACAUGGAGUGGCUGGACAUCACCAUGCCUCCCGGCCCCGCUGGAGCGCUCACGCCACUGGGGAUCCCGGCGGACUUCCUGGACGCGCAUGACCUGCAGCUGCACUGGGACUGAGGAUGGAGGAGGGCUUGGGGUGAAGUAAGAAGCAGCAGCAGGAGGAGAACACAUGGCAUUAGUGUGCCACAUCACUAUUAGCAUCUGUAAUAUUCCCACCUUUCUCCAGGAAGACGCUCUGUACAGGCAGUGUAGUGAUUCGUGGCACCGCUCAGACUGCUGUUUGCAGUUUUAGGAGAUUUAAAGGCUGAACUUCCAGGAAAACGCCGGCUCGGAGGCGUUCGCAAGCACUCGUAUUCCAAGCUAUAGAAGGAUGUUUUGUUUUUUUAAACAGAGGGGGCUUUCUCUGUGUCUGAUAUCAUGAUUUUAUUGAUCAUCUACAGAGCCAAAGGAAUACUGGUUGAGCAGACCUUUUGUAAAUACAGUUAAAAACACACUAAUAGGGAUCCAGUCUCUCUUUCUGGAGUAGUAUUGAUGACUGAUAUCAGCGGAUUGUUUUAGCUGGAGGUUUCCCUGGUUGGCCUUUAGUGAAAAGUGUCUCUGAAAGUGGUCUGAUGUGAGGGUCGUUGUUCCACCACAGCAUGCUGUGCCACACAAAAGCUGGUGGUUCACAAACUAAAUGAUUUCUUUGCACGAUGGCGUUGAAGCACGUCAGCGUUUAAGACACUAGUACAGGCUCGGAUGAUCCCCCCCCCCAGGGAGGCUCAAACCAAACCAGUGCUUCGAGAAUUGGCCUCGGCGAUGGUGACCGGUCUGUCGCCGAGUUUUAAAGGGAUUAACAAAGGCCAAGCCUCUGCACUCACUCUCUACACACUGGUCCAGUCUGCCACACGUGGCGGACAACGCAUUUCGCUGACUAAUCUGAUCAUGGUUGCAUCAGAUGUGAUUGUUUUUUCUUCUGUACCCGUCAAACCGAUCAGCCGGUGACUAAAGAGGGGAGGAGAGGGGGUGCUCCUCCACCAAUGUGAGACCUAUGCACUAAGGAGGCAGGAAGAUCUCGCCAUGCGCCUCAUUCACCUCAGAACAAGGAAAUGUGAACACUGCAUAUCUAAGAGUCUUUGCUCUGAUUGUGACUUACUUAAAGAUCGUGCUGCCAGUUUUUCUGGAGAUACUGCAGUUGUCCAAGUCUCUCUUACGAUGAAUGUACUUUUGAAAAUAUCAACAACAAUAACAAAAAAAAAAAAAUCUGACUUUACUUACAAAGUUGGCAGCUUUUCCUUUUUUUUUCUUUUUUUCUUUUUCUUCCUUCUGGUGAGUAAACUGACAUAAAACAGUGGAAAGGGAACAAAUAUCAGUUUGAGACAUGCAGAUCCACAAGUAGUUAAAUCAAAGAAAGAACAAGAUGUCUUUGGAAUGUGAGCUUUAUAUCUAGCUGUCAUACAGUAUAUCUGCACUUUGUGCUCCGCCGCAGCUCGGCCGCGCCGGUGCUGAUGAUAACCUGCUGUUUACUAGUCCGAGGAGGACUCGGCGUCAACACCGGUGACCCGCACACAAAAACAGAAACAGUCUCCUGGCCGCGUGACAGGAGCAAGCAUGUCGUCGUCGUGUGGGGCGCAGGGCUGCACUCGUCUUCCCGUCUCUUGCAUGUACAUGUCUCUGUGCGCAUGAUUGUGACUUGCGUCCCGUCUCUGGUUGUUUUUUCAGCUGCUUCCCUGAAGCCGGCUGGUAUCUGUCAAAUCUUUCGCUUUCUACUCGACUUAUUCCUAAUCCUCUUAUGAAAAGGCUUCUGAUGACUGUUUUUAUCUUGCUGUCGGAUCCGUUUCCUGCGGUCGUGACGCAUGGCCUCCUCUAAGGUGCGCCGCAGCGAGGAAUCAUGAAAAGGACGAUUUAUUUGAAAUCAACUGCGUUCUUAUUCCACUUUCUGUUUCUUUUCUCACCUAAAUCUGGAGUUGCUAAUUAAGUAUCUCUAUUUAUUCCUUCACGAGCGAUUAUGGCACUUUUGAAGCAGGACUGCUUCUUCUCUUCUCUUUUCUUUUUACAUCACUUGUGCUUUUUAACCACUUUAUCCCACAUCCAUGGCACUGCAGCCUCCUCCGUUGUGGUUUCAUCCUAAAGGGUCAUUUCUCAAAGCAAAAAAAUGCUUUUUAGUAAAAUUGGGAACUUUUUAUUUUUGCUGAUUUCAAAGCUGAAAGAAUAAUGCCAAAUACUGAACACGCC